Molecule: messenger RNA, 2772 nt
Organism: Schistosoma turkestanicum
Lineage: Eukaryota; Metazoa; Platyhelminthes; Trematoda; Strigeidida; Schistosomatidae
Source: the annotation of a GenBank genome assembly
AUGCAUAGUAUUCGAUGUGAUGCUGUAUUGGCCUAUCGUGAAGAAUGUACAAUCUAUGAAGAUGUUUGUAUUCUUUCAAGUUAUGGCACAGCAGUACAACUUAAUCCUAAUUGGAUGAAUAAUUAUUCAUUGCAGAAAAUAACAACUACCAAUUCACUUAGUUGUAUUUCUGCGAAUUUAGAAAAAGCUAGUGAAAAAAUUCGUGCAUCUGUAUCAACAUCCAGUCAUUUCACAACCAAUGAUCAAUGUCCUACAAAAAUACCUUCUACUCAUUGUUCUCCUGAAUUGACUACAACGAAUCAUUCUUUUCGUAUGUCAUCAUCAUCGUCAUCAUCAUCAUCAUCAGAAACAACUCCUGUUCCUUCACCAACAUCUUCAUAUAACAAACAAUUGCGUAAAGAAUAUACAGCUGAUCAAUGCUUGUUGCCACAUAAACAAAUAUUUCAUCAUGUCAACAAUGCCGUCAAACCUAAUUGUCGUAUAUGUCAUCUUCCAACAAUAUCUGAUACAAAUCCGAAUCAAUUUACUUCACCUGUUACAUCAUCACGAUGUGCUUCAUGUAAAAUGGCAAGUGUUCCUGAUUUAUUAUUUUCUUCAUCUGACUUCCCUGCAGAGCUAUUAAUUAUUGGUAAUCCAGCUCUAAUACAAGCACGAGUUUGUCGUACAAAGAAAGAUACUAAAGGUGAAGUGGCAGCAAGUGAAUUAAGUGAGAUUCUACCUUUCAUCGAUUAUGAAUUACAUUAUCGUUUGAUGCAGAAAUUACGGUUACGUAGUAUGAAUGGUUUAUUUGGAUUAAGAUAUCGUAUAGCUAUUGGAGAAUAUAUGAUUGCUGCUAUUGCUGAUACUUAUUAUCAAAAUAAUUUACCAACUAAACUAGACAAAAGUAUUAUUACGGACAAUAAACAGCAUACCAAUGAAAUUCAUUGUAACAAUCCUAUGAAAUCAUCCAUGGACAAUCAGUUUAAUCAAUUAAAUAUCAAUAAUAAUCAUAAUAAUAAUAAUACUAUAAUGAUAAAUCAUUUUAAAGAUUCUCAUCCAUCAUUUAAACAAUCCACAUGUGAUUUAAUUCAUUCACAUCAUACCGAUGAUACAUUAUUCCUUGAAACUAGAGAACCGGAAAUUGAAGAAUUAGCUAUUCUUUUACAAGAUCCUUUUCAACCACAAGAAAUUGAAGAAUUAGCUAUUCUUUUACAAGAUCCUUUUCAACCACAAGGCUUAAUUCUUACAACUACAGAAUCAAUACCAAUAUCAAGUAACAAUCAUAAUGAUCAGAAUAAUAGUAAUAAUAAUAAUAAUAAUAAUGUUGAUGAUGAUAAUGUGACACUCAACAGUAAUAGUAAUAAUAAUAAUACUGAUAGCAAAAUGUUUAUCCAUUCGAAUAAAUUAUCCGCUUGGCAUUAUCAAUCUAAUAGUUUUAUACGUUUACAUGAAACUCAAUUAACUGUGCCCGAUUCAUUUUUUGAAACUUCAAUGAAUUCAGCCAAUUGCCCUAAUCCCAUGGUGUUUUCAUCAUCCUCUUGUGUGAAUGAAUUGACACCAACGACAACAACGACAACCGCUUUGACAUUGACACCACAAUCACAUAGUGUUUCUACACAAAAUUUAAUUCAUUGUCAUACUACUGGGCUAGAUUUGAAUUUGCCACGAACAACAACUUGUUCAAUCAAAAAUGACUCUAUUAAAACAACACGGAUUGCAAUUAUCACAUCAAGUACAAACACUAUUACGUCAUCUACAUCUACAUCAACAUCAUCCACAUCAUCAUCAACAUCGUUGAAUUCAUCUAUGCCUAAUGUGAAAAUGAAACAUUCAUCACAAUAUCAUCAAACAUUAUUGUAUAAUAAUAAUAAUAUUAAUAUUAAUAAUAGUAUGAAUGAGCAUAGUUUAAGUAAGGCGUUACGUGAAUUUAAUCAAUUAACAUGGUUUCGAUUUCGUCAUUAUAUACCAUGUAUUAUUAAUGCAUUGGAUUAUCGUUUAUCUUUUACAGAUGAUGAACACAUACAAAUCAUAGCUACCGGUAUGAUACUUCAUCCAAUUCAUUCAUCAUCAUUAAUACAAACAAAUGAAAAUCAACAAUCAAUGUUCAAUGUUCAAUCCACUCCAAAUUCUCCUGUGGCGGCAGCCAAUCCUGACAAUCACUCUUCAACAAGCCAGAAUAAAUUUACUUCACAUUCAAUGGGUGAUCAUUACAAUGCCAACAACGAUGAUGACAAUGCUAGUGAACGAAAAUCUUCAAUUAAAAGUCGUUCAAAAUUUCAUUUACGCAAACCUUCAUUAUUAACUAAAUUGAAAACUGAUUUAAAAUCAAUCAGUUUUAUCAAGAGAACUAAUGAUGGAAUCAUGCUCAGUAAUGAUGAAAAUCCUAGUCAACAAGAAAAUCAUCCACAACAGCCGAUUGAUAAACCGCAUACAUCUAAUAAUUGUAUACUUACACCACUGUCAUCUAUACCAAAUGCUUGCGUUGAAGCAUAUCUUGGUAAUUUAGAUUUCUUUUUUGUUAGAGAAACAACUGACCUUAGAGAGGUUGGUGGUAUUUCGGGAUUUUUGCAUACAAGUUUAACUGAAGUACAAGCUGUUGUUGGAGCACAUACAACAAGUUUAGGCGGUAAUGCAUUAUUAUCAUAUCAUUUAAGUGAAGUUGUUGUUCUCAGACCAACUUCAAGAAAUCAAGCCCAGUGUUUAUUGAAUGUUUGCGGUGAUAUGGCUCGAUUAAGUUGGUCUACAACAACAACAAAACACAGACAGUUCACAAAAUGCAAAAGUCAAGUGUAA